AUGAACCAAAAUAUUCCUAAUGAAAACCAAAAAUCCUGGUCGGCCAACACGGCUCAAAAAAUCCAAGCACUUAAUCAGCAAUUAGUCCAGACCCAAAACCGCAAGAAAAGACAAGAGCUAGAAACUGCCUUGCAAAACCAAACCGAGGAUGAGCAAGAGCAAGUAGGUUAUGAUUUGUUUGCCCUCUUAGAUCGUUUGCCAAUUCAAAACCAAGUCGUAGCUAACUUGGGAAAAUUCGGAACUAUUCUUAAUCCUGAGGCUUUGAGUAAUCUCAAAUCUUUCUCAGAAGGAGGAUGGUACGAUACCGUGGAAAUAUCCAGAAUUAACCAGAUAUUGGCUAAUCUCCAGGAGUUUAGUCAAUGCAAACAAAUAGCUGUCGGAGGACGAGUUAUUGCGGCUCGAGAAAGCAAAAAAAUACUUUUUGCCGAAGUUAACGAUGGUAGUAUUCUCUGUCCCCUACAAUUAAUUUUCUCACGGGAAUUAUUGCCUCACUUACCACUAGGCAGCGUAGUCAAAGUCCAGGGUCAACUAGUCUUGGUUCCCCAACUUUCCCACCAGUUAGAAUUAAGAGUUCAAGUUUGCGAACUAAAAUAUAAAAUAAUGCCAACUCGACCUAUUUCUUGUCACAAGCGGGAUUUGGUGGUACGCACUUAUCGUCGCUUGGACCAGCCCAAUCAGAAGAAAGCCAUUACCCAGCUCGAGAUUACCAAGAUAAUCGAGGCUUUUUUGACCGAGUUGCAAGCGAGUUUGUUGGCCGGAGAGCCAGAUGGUUCUCCGGCCGGAGUUACGCAAAGUCAAAUUACGGCUUUCCAAGCUUUGAAAAAGAAACUUGAAUCCUUUUUGGCAGUUCCGCCAAGAGUUAAUCCAGGCAGCAA
Messenger RNA from Racocetra persica, 875 nucleotides. NCBI's taxonomy places the organism in Eukaryota, Fungi, Glomeromycota, Glomeromycetes, Diversisporales, Gigasporaceae. The record is from the annotation of a GenBank genome assembly.